UCCCACAACGCUGGGGGAGAGCAGGGGCUCGGGGACGGGGCUGUGAGACUUAGCAGGGUUGGCGGUGCACUGGAGGGGCGCGCGCUGACCAGCCCUCCCCCCGCAGACGGCAUCCACUCGGGCAGGUACCGCUCCCUCUUCCACCCCGAGCAGCUCGUUAGCGGCAGGGAGGAUGCUGCCAACAACUACGCUCGAGGUCGCUACUCUGUGGGGCCGGAGGUCAUCGACCUGGUGCUGGAGAGGAUCCGAAAGCUGGCGGAACAGUGCAGCGGACUUCAGGGAUUUAUGAUUUUCCGAAGCUUUGGAGGAGGCACUGUGUCAGGGUUUACAUCCCUCUUAAUGGAGCAGCUCUCGGCAGAAUACAGCGGGAAGACUAAACUGGAGCUCUCUGUCUAUCCGGCCCCCAGAAUCUCCAGCGCGGUGGUGGAGCCUUACAACUCCGUCCUCACCACGCACUCCACCCUCGAGCACGCGGACUGCACCCUCCUGGUGGACAACGAGGCCAUCUAUGACAUAUGCCACCACAAACUGGAUGUCGAGCGCCCCUCCUACGCCAGCAUCAAUGGGCUGAUAAGUCAGGCAGUCUCUUCCAUCACCGCUUCCCUUCGGUUUGAGGGGGCCCUGAAUGUGGACCUCAUCGAAUUCCAGACCAACCUCGUACCUUACCCGAGAAUACAUUUCCCCCUGACAAGCCUGGCCCCCAUCAUCUCUGCCGACCACGCCCACCACGAGCAGCCGUCCGUGUCGGACCUCACCGCUGCUUGCUCCCAGUUCUCCAACCAGCUGGUCAAGUGUGACCCUCGCCUGGGGACGUACCUGGCCUGUUGCCUGCUCUACAGAGGGGAUGUGGUCCCCCGGGAUGUGAACGCAGCGAUUGAGGCCAUGAGGACAAGGAGAUCUGUUCGGUUUGUAGAUUGGUGUCCAACGGGUUUCAAGGUGGGCAUCAGCAGUCACCCGCCCAGGGCGGUGCCGGGAGGGGACCUGGCGGAGGUCCGGCGGGCCGUCUGCAUGCUGAGCAACAGCACGGCUGUGGUGGAGGCCUGGGCCCGCCUGUGCCACAGGUUCGACCUCAUGUACGCCAAGAGGGCGUUCCUACACUGGUAUAUCAGGGAAGGCAUGGAGGAAGGCGAGUUCACAGAGGCCAGGGAGGACCUGGCAGUCCUGGAGAGGGAUUACGAGGAAGUGGGGCAGAGCUCCUGACGCCAGGCUGACUGGUGAAAAUGAAUGUUAAGCUGAAGUGUCACGCUGUGCACUUAAUGGGUAGAGUUCCCUUGAUGAGAAGAAAAAGGAAAUCAAGUCAAGCAAGGCCCCGCGUUCCAGGCUCAAUCAAAGGGGCUGAAGGUAACAAGGAGCACGUGUUUCCUUGUCUCUGAGUGUCACUCAGCGCUGCCCCCGUGAACCUUCCCAGGUUUGGAGUCCUUUGAACUUGCGGGUCUCAUUUUUUUUUUUCCUGGUUGGAAUAGAAACCUGGCUUUGUCCUUUGCUUUUUCAACCAAGUGGCUGUGAAACCCUAAAGUGAAUGCCUUCCCUUUUGUUCCUGAGGUGGAAAACAGCACAUAAUGAUUACUGGUGUUAUUUCCGCCCUGUCUGUGUUUUGUACCUUGAUUAAAUAAUGGAUAUUCUCAGAA
Vicugna pacos (alpaca) is the source of this 1628-nucleotide messenger RNA. It is a transcript of the gene TUBAL3, whose product is annotated as tubulin alpha like 3. The record is from RefSeq and is a predicted model, not a curated record. Lineage: Eukaryota; Metazoa; Chordata; Mammalia; Artiodactyla; Camelidae. Gene Ontology annotation, molecular function: GTP binding; structural constituent of cytoskeleton. Gene Ontology annotation, cellular component: microtubule. Gene Ontology annotation, biological process: microtubule-based process.